This is a messenger RNA of Mya arenaria, 2314 nucleotides long. RefSeq lists its product as uncharacterized. Gene Ontology annotation, molecular function: dioxygenase activity. The record is from RefSeq and is a predicted model, not a curated record. The coding region runs from base 57 to 995 and encodes 312 amino acids. Lineage: Eukaryota; Metazoa; Mollusca; Bivalvia; Myida; Myidae. The transcript is spliced from 2 exons.
AGGAACUCCAGACUAUUCAACGCCUAGUAAGCACAGUAAGUUACAGGAAAAGAGAAAUGAGUGACCUUCCAAUGCACAUCCCGGUGAUAGACUUUUCCCAAUGCGGUCUCCAAGAGCCAGAGGAGGGUCUUCAAACUGAGAGUUUGAUAAAAGUUGGACAACAGAUCAAAGAUGCAUUCAGCACUGUCGGAUUUUGCUAUCUGAAAAACCAUGGUAUUGACCAACAAUUGGUGGACAAAUACAUGGCAGUUUCAAGAAAAUUCUUUGAACUGUCGGUUGAAGAGAAGAUGAAACAUGUUCGUGGGGUUGAGCGAAAUUAUGGAUGGGUUGCUGUUGAGAGAGAGAAGUUAAACCCAGAACGACCCGGUGAUUUAAAGGAGGCGUUCAACUUUCAUCCCGGUGAUGACCCAGACGAUUGGCCGGAUGUGGAGUUUCAGCAGGCGAGUAAGGACAUGUACCAGCGAUGCACCGAGCUAUCAUAUCGUGUAUGCGAUGCUUUGUCUGUCGGUUUAGGUCUUGGAAAAAGUUUUAUUCGUGAUGCUCACUCGUUGGUUGGUAAAAAGGAAUGUCAGACGACACUUCGAAGCUUGUACUACCCACCGAUUCCCGACCAAUCACCGUUAAAGCCCGGCCAAAUUCGUGCUGGUGAGCACUCGGACUAUGGUUCUUUAACUCUCCUUUUCCAAGACGAUAUAGGGGGACUGGAAGUAAACAUUCCAGGAACCGGAUACGUACCUGCCACCCCAAUUCCCGGAACUGUUGUAGUCAAUAUCGGCGAUUUAAUGCAGAGAUGGACGUCGGAUAAACUGUUGGCUACGAAACAUAGGGUUGUAAUACCGGAAACGGAAAUGGGAAAACAGAAGUGCCGUCAGUCUGUGGCUUUCUUUGUUCAUCCCGACGAUGAGUACAUGAUCAAAUGUUUGGAUGGCUCAGAUAAAUACGAACCUAUUUCAAGCUUGGAUUAUCUUAAGUAUCGUUUCAGUGUAACAUACUAAUGUACUUUGCAUUAUCAUUAUCGCAAAUAUUCGGAUCGCAAGGAUUCAAGAUAGUAUCAUGAUUGCUUAUGUGGAUGAAUAUGUAUAGAGAAAGUAAUAGUUAUAUAGAAUGAUUUGUUACAUAAACAUGUUGACCAUGCGAUAACUUCGGGGAGGAAAUGUAAAAUUAAUUAUCUCUAUUGAUAUCUAUCACUUAACUAUACAUUCAAUUGCAAAAACCCAGCUAAUUUUAGCCGAUGUGGCUGUUUCGAAAGACGGUGGCCUUUUUGUAUAAACCGUCGGCACUUCGGAAUCAACAAUAUUUCAUUAACUGAUUUUCUCACGGUUGCCACAACAUCUUGGAUGCAAAACUCAAGAAAAAUACUUCAGGGUUAUGUUACGGUAAUUCGAACCUCGGUCGAUGUAAAAAUCACAAACAUCCACGAUACUCAUGUUGUUUAAGAAACCAAUUAUUUAAAGGGGCACAUUAUAUGUUAAUGCUUAAAAGUGUGUAUGUGUUUUAAGUUAAUCAAUUAUUUUGUUUAACUCAUUUAACUGUAUGAUCAAAAUGAAAAGGAUAUGAUUUGUGUACAGAUGAAAAAUAUUGGCGACAUGUUUGGGCUUUUUAAACUGUUUAAAUAUUCUAAUGGAAUUUUGAAUUAGUUUGUAAAUAAAUAAAGAUGCACUCUUACUUCCAAAUAAGAUUUAAUACAAUUAAUACAAAUGUUUUAUUAAACCAAAAAGGAUCAGUAAAUAUCGAAAGCAAUGGUUCUUGCGAAGGAUACCGAAUUGAAUUUGAAAGAAAGGUGCAGAAAACAGUAUGUCUACCUUAUGACACGAAUGUAGAUCACAGUAAAUCUUUUAGCACUCACCAAUCAUUUAAUAUUUUUGCGUUUUCAGCUAUUUAAUUCACGGUUACAAUCUCGUUAUCAGUAAUUACUAAUUUCCAUAAAUGCAUUAUUGAGUAAGUAGUUAAACGCCUAGUUUAAUCCUUCUAUAAGUGUAUGCCCCCCCCCCCCCCAACCGUGUAUUGUACACAACCUCAUUGAUCUUAAAUCUUAUUGCCUGAUUGUCUUAUCUGAUCUCUGAUCUGAAUGUCCAGCUGUGCAGUUUUGGAGAUUUUAUUUUUAAAAAUGGAUGCUAAAUGGCUUUGAGCCAAUAAACAAAUAAAUAGGAAAUUUGCCCCUACUGUGACAUCAGUGCAUUUAGCAGGAGAUGCACAGCAGGGGAUUGUCAUGCCAAACAUUCCUUAAACUAGGCCUUUAAAGGUCGAUCGCUCAAAUACUAUAUUUGUUAUACAUGUGUAUGCAUUGAUUUUGAAUAAAUGAGUGUCACUUUAA